This is a messenger RNA of Mugil cephalus (flathead mullet), 3184 nucleotides long. RefSeq names its product WD repeat domain 59 (gene wdr59). Lineage: Eukaryota; Metazoa; Chordata; Actinopteri; Mugiliformes; Mugilidae. The coding region runs from base 23 to 2992 and encodes 989 amino acids. Gene Ontology annotation, molecular function: protein binding. The record is from RefSeq and is a predicted model, not a curated record. The transcript is spliced from 27 exons.
UGGUGUUUUGUUUACAGACAAGAUGGCGGCCCGCUGGAGCAGCGAGAAUGUGGUGGUGGAGUUUCGGGACGCUCAGGCCACCGCCAUGUCAGUGGACUGUCUGGGCUCCCACGCCGUGCUGUCCGGACGUCGCUUCCUCUACAUGGUGAACCUGGAGGAUCCGUCUGAACCUCCGCGGAAGAUCGGCCGCCACAGUAAGUGGGACGUGGGGUCGGUCCAGUGGAACCCCCACAGGUCAGAGGCCCACGUGUUCGCUGCCUCGAGUAACCAGAGGGUGGACCUGUACUCAUGGAGGGACGGCUGUGGAGAAGCUCAGACAUCCCUGCAGGGACACACCCGCGUCAUCAGUGAUCUGGACUGGUCCUGGUUUGAACCUGAGUUCCUGGUCACCAGCUCCGUGGACACAUACAUCUACAUCUGGGACACCAGAGACACCAGGAAACCCACGGUGGCCUUGUCCGCUGUAGCCGGAGCGUCUCAGGUGAAGUGGAACAGGAAGAACCAGAACCUGCUGGCGUCCAGUCACGAUGGAGACGUUCGCAUCUGGGACAAAAGAAAGCCGAACACAGCGACCGAGUACGUUGCUGCUCAUCUGUCCAAGAUCCACGGCCUGGACUGGCACCCAGACCACGAGUUCAUCCUGGCCACGUCCAGCCAGGACAACUCAGUGAGGUUCUGGGAUUACCGACAGCCCAGGAAGUACCUGAACAUCCUGUCCUGUCAGGUCCCAGUGUGGAAGGCCAGGUACACGCCGUUCUCCAACGGUCUGGUCACCGUCAUGGUUCCUCAGCUCAGGAGAGAGAACAGCUUGUUGUUGUGGAGCACGCUGGACCUGAACAGCCCCGUCCACGCCUUCGUGGGACACGACGACGUGGUGCUGGAGUUCCAGUGGAGGCCCCAGAAAGAAGGAUCCAAGGACUACCAGCUGGUGACCUGGUCCAGAGAUCAGACCCUGAGGAUCUGGAGGGUCGAUCCUCAGCUACAGAAGCUGUGUGUCAGUGACGUAGGGGAGGACCUGAUGGAGGGACUGUCUCUCACUGUGGAGACUGAGAAGGCGUCGUCUCAGGAGCCUGAAGGCCACCACGGUGGGGGUCCUGCUGUAGACAACCUGCUGGAUCAGGACGGCUCUCUGGCCUCUGGAGGGGGUCAGGACUCGGCGGCAGGUUCAGGUCUGGCUCAGACUCUGCAGCAGGAGUUCUCUCUGGUCAACCUGCAGAUCAGGAACGUCAACGUGGAGAUGGACGCCAUGAACCACAGCUGUGUGGUGUCCGCUCACUUCGGCAGCCAUCAGGUCCACCUGGUGGUCAAGUUCCCUGCUCAGUACCCCAACAACGCCGCGCCCACCUUCCAGUUCGUCUCCCCGACAACCAUCCCCUCCUCCAUGAAGACCAAGAUCCAGAAGAUCCUCAGAGACACGUCGGUCCAGAAGGUCAAGAGGAACCAGAACUGUCUGGAGCCGUGUGUCCGACAACUCGUGUCCUGUCUGGAGUCUGAUAUGACACAGGAAGACAACCCGUCCUCUGGUCCCUUCGUCCUGUCCAACCCGGUCACCCCGUCGCUGCAGGCAUUUCCUCGCGUCACCAACACCUACGGCUCCUACCAGGACGCCAACAUCCCGUUCCCUCGGACGUCCGGCGCUCGGUUCUGUGGCACCGGCUGUUUGGUUUACUUCACCCGACCAAUCACCAUGCACCGCUCUGCCCCGCCCACAGAGCCCACACCCAGGUCGCUGUCGGCGCUGUCGGCCUAUCACAGCGGCGUCCUGACCCCCAUGAAGAUGCGUUCAGAGUCUCAGAGCACGCUGCGUCUUUACAGCGGCAGCCCGACUCGCUCCGACAAAGACACCGUCUCCAUCUCCUCCUUCUACUACAAAGAACGGAAGCUCCCAAUCUCUGCCUCUCGCCGCUGGUCUGUCCAAACCCUCCAUGAUUGGCCGAAGUCCCGUCGCUUUAAGACCAAGAGAGAAGGAGCAGAGGGGAGUAACCGUCCCAUCAAACUGGCCGGGAAAGUCAUCAUCCAGGAGACGUCCCGUCUGCUGCCUGUCCACAAGACCCUGGGAGACAGCUACACCCUGAACAUGAACGACGUCCAGGACACGUGUCAGAAGAACGCGGCGGCGGCACUGGCGGCCGGACGCAGAGACGUGGCCAAGGUCUGGGCCCUGGCGUCUGCAGCCACCAGCCAGGACCUGAGUCCAGACUCAGACCCGGACACGGAGACACCCUGGGCCAGACACCCGUUUGGACGCCACCUGCUGGAGACUCUGUUGGACCACUACAGUCAGAUGAGUGACGUUCAGACUCUCGCCAUGAUCUGCAGCGUGUUCAGAGCUCAGGCUCCGCCCCCAGACUGCUACGCCCUGUAUGGACACCACCCUGCUCGCCCCUCCAUGUUGCCCCCCCACCAUUCCAGAUAUCCCAGCUUCACCUCCAGCUCCGUCACCUCCGGCUCCUGCUCCAGUACGUCAGACUCCAUCAGCGCCUGGAACCCAGGAAGAGACUCGGAGCUCGUUAACCCCUGGGGAGAGUCCUCCCCUGACGACUAUCGCCAUGGAAACCAGGUCUACACAGACCCACGGGAACGAGAGAGGGAACAACACGACAUGAACAAGAGGUUGCUGGACCCGUCCAACACGCUGCAGUUUGACGAGUUCAAGAAGACUUACGGUGAAAUCUUGUAUCGUUGGGGUUUGAGAGACAAACGAGCCGACGUCCUCAAGUUUGCCUCCUGUCCUCCUGAGCCCCACAAAGGCAUCGAGUUCGGUGUGUACUGCUGCCAUUGUCGCAGUCAGGCUCGUGGGACUCAGUGCGCCGUCUGUAAGCGUCUCACCUUCCAAUGCUCCAUCUGCCACGUGGCCGUCCGAGGUUCGUCCAACUUCUGUCUGAACUGUGGACACGGAGGACACACCAGUCACAUGAUGGACUGGUUCCGGAGGCAGGACGAGUGUCCCACAGGCUGUGGCUGCCACUGUCUCCUACAGAGCACCUUCUGAUGGGACAGGACCAGGAGCUCUGAGACGUCCUGUCCGUCAUGAAGGAACAUUUAAGUCACUUUAUUUUCUCUUGUUUUACGUUGAAAUGGAAUCAAAGUGUUUGAAGGUUCAGAUCAACCUCCAGAGACACGUCCUCAUACGAGGACACAGGGAUUAUUUCACUGUUUAAUAAAGUCACCAGUGUCCAACUAA